AUGAUGAAAUCGAUUAGUAACAAUAAAUCCAAAAGGGAACAGCAACAACGCUCAAUGAGCAAAUCUUUAUCAUCGAGUACAAUAUCCACCCUCCAUCAACAACCAGAAAAAACAACACCCAAAAGAAGAAAAUCACAAAAUACAAGUCAAGCUCCUGUGCUUGUGGCAGCUUCUCUUGAUGAUUUUAGUCUUGCUUCUUCAACUCUUCAAAAAAAUGUUCAAGACUCUAUUCUAACCACAACUCCAUCAACAGUACCAACACCUCUGGUUCAAGUUUCUUUAUUUUCCAUUCUGAAUAAGAGUGGAUCUUCGGCGCCAAAAUUGCCAACAAUUUUCAAUGAUGAUGAGGAUGAGCAAGAGGUAGAGGAGAGUGAGAGCAUAAUUUCCUUCCGAAACAAUGAAGAAAUUAGUCAACAACCAUCCCGACCAGAAUUAUCAGCCGCUGAAAACACUUCCCUCUCCGAGCAACAAUAUUCCUCUCCUCAAAUAAUGUUCAAAGAAUUGACGAGGGAGAAAUUAUUCUCUCAAAAAACAUCCCCCAAAAGACCUCUCGUAAUUAAAUCUUGUGCACAUCCAAAGGAUAGUACAUUUUCCACAGUCAAUUUAAUGUUGGAAAAGGUUUUAAAAAUUAUUGGAAACUCAAAGAAAGGAACCUUUCUCUUUUUAACAAGAUCCAAUAUGGACUCUCGUAUUAUCAAGGAUAUCCUACUCCAACAAGUUCCUGACCAGAUGAAGGAUAUUAAAGUCAUGUCAUUUCACACCUUCUCCAGUACCAUCCUUAAAAAGGCAGGAAAACCAUAUGGAAAUUCUGGAUUUAAGAUCAUUUCCAAUGAGGAUACUAGAUUUUGUUUGAGUAAGGUAUUGGAACAUAAUGAUAAAACCAACUCUCUUAAGGAAUUAUCAAUGGAUGUGGAGGGUAUUCAGAAUUUUAUUGAAGCUCUCAAACUGGAAAUGAAAACUCCAGACAUGCUCCUCCGCGAAAUCAUUUCACAACACCAAAGAGAUUCAGUCAAUGGAGAGAGAAGAAAGUUAAUGUUGCUGCAAAAUAUUUACAGUGAAUAUGAAAAUCUGAAAAUGCAAAGUAAGAGUUUGGAUUUUACAGAUUUAUUAUUGCAAUGUCAUACUCUCCUGACAAAUCCAUCAUCUGAAACUCUCUCCAACAUUGGGCUAUCGAAUAGAUCUGAUCUUUAUAUUCUAAUUGAUGAUUUUGAAUUGUUAGAUCUUCCUCAACAUACUCUUUGUAAAGAUAUUAUUUAUUUGAUGAGUCAAACUCAACAGACAUCCAUCAAGAGUGUAUUGCUAGGAACUCAAAAAUUGGAUUGUGAUAAUUUGGCUAAUUUAAAGCAAACUUUUAUGGAUCCAUUUAGUUUUGAUAUUUUCAAUUUUGAUUCUAUUGAAGAUCAAAUGAAAGAGACAAAGAUCGCAGCCCAUCAUAUACCAAUUGAAUCAACAAAUAUAUUUGAUGAUCUCAAAUCAGGAGAGUUAGUUUGGAGGUACAUUUCUAUUGAAGGGAAAAUAUUGGAUGAAAAAACUUUGCAUACAGUCGUUUCAAGAUUUGCCGUUAAGGGAUUUGAAAAGAAUGAAAAUGAAACCAUCAGUGACAUUCCAACAGAGACAAUUCAAAUAAGUCCAGAGACUAGUGAGCUUAUCUUCCAAAGUGACUCCCUUUCUACCCCAAUAGGUGCUGCUGACUAUCUGACUGCUCCACAAAAAGUAUGCAAUAUUUAUUUGGAGUUUUCCUCGAAGAAGGAACAAAUGGAAUGGUUGGCAUCUAUUGAAAGAGGAAUCAUGCUUCAACAAAAGCCACUCAAGAUGCCACCUUGUUUCAAGGACAAGUGUCAAAAGUUAGAUGUAACCAAAGAUCAAAAAACAACAUUCCAACCCAAGAUUAGAAUCAAUAGGGAAAAGAUUAGAGAUAUGGUCUAUUACAGGCACUCAAUAUCUGAACAAUUCCUCAUGAAACUAGAACAUGUCAUCAACAUAAUCGAGCAACAUAUUAACAAGAGUGCCAAAGCAGCAAUUGGAGACGAUGUUCCUCUCAAGAAUUUAGUAAUGAGUAGAAUAUUCAAGCAACUUGGACAAGAAACACCUGACCAGAUAAUUAUUGUGGAUUUGAAAUUGGAGGAUUUUUGUCAAGAAUGGGAAAAGGAUUGGAAGAAUUCUUUAUUAUGGGGUGAAAAGGUAACAGAGCCUUCAACCUCUGAAAAACUCAUGAAAUCCAUUGCCGAGACUUUAUCAAAACUUGGUCAAGAAUGUGAAGAAACAACAACACCGAUAGUAUUGGAAGAAAGUCUUGAAGAGAAAAUCGAACAAACAUCUAUGAUUGAGGAGCAACCAAAAGAAGAAUUUAACAACAUGGAAGAGGAGGAAGACCAGAUUAUCAGUGAUAUUGUCUCACCAAAUUUUAAAACUCCAAACAAUGUCUCCUCUCUUGAUGCUCUCAUUUCUUCUGCCAACACUGAAAAUCCAAUGACCAUUGAGCAAUUGGCUUCGUCAGUUAUUGAUGAGGAAAUUUAUGUUUCUCCUGACAGACAACCAUCAAGGGAUAGUACUCCACCAAAAUCCACUGAAAAAACUCCAAAUCAAACAACUAUUACUCUUGAACCAAUAAGUACAAACUACUCGAAUUAUGAUGCUAGAUCCAUUCUGGAUCAUUUCAGAAAGACACUUUCCACCCAAAAAAUCGAACCAACAAAAACACUAGUCCCCCAAGACAAUAAGAAACAACUUAUAGAAAUUGAUUACGAGAUGAAUAGACUCCUGAAUGCCACUCAAGAACACGUCAUGCUCGACGACUCUGCCUAUGCCUUUGAUUCAUCGAAACCACAACUCGACAUUACAUUCAAUAAUCAAUCGGCAUUGAACAUGACUGAUAUUUCUCAAAAACCACUCUUUACACCAACCAAGCCAUCCUCAAACUUGGCCAAACUUAGAGAGCUAACCUCUCCAAACUCUCCAAGCACUGUAUUUUCUAGUAUUGUUUCCAAAUCUCUUUCCAAAAAGUUAACUUCUCCACCUCCUAAAACAAGUCCUUCAAUAACCCCUUCGAGAGCUGAACGAAGAAAUGCCAAACUUGUUCAAGUCAAAUCUGGUUCACCAAGUAAGAUUAUUCAAGUAAUUAAAACUCUCAAAACUGGUGUGACCAUAUAUAAACACUCAUCGAGUGGAACCUCUAAGAAGAAACUUGUCCACCUAUUCCUCUCUGCAGACGAGAACUUUGUUUGCUAUGUGAAACCAGAGUCGAGAAAUAUUGUCCCUCUCUAUGAAAUUAAAUCCAAAUUCCCAGUAUCUUCGAUCAGAUAUCUCCAAAAGGGAGAACUUGUUAAGAAGAGAAGACUAUUGGAAAUUAAGGGUGGUAUUGCAAGUACCUUAUUAGGUAUCAAGAAGGAGGAAAUGAAAGUCGAUUCAACUGUUCUCUUUUCCUUCUGUCUCCCAGAGAGGUAUUUAGAUUUUGAAGCCAAAUCAAUAAUUGAGUGUCAAACAUGGUUUGACAUGUGGGAAUACUUUGUAGCAGCUAUAGCUAAAAAUCAAGCCGAAAAGCAGGUUGAAGAACCAAGUGUUUCUCAAUAA
Messenger RNA from Naegleria gruberi, 3570 nucleotides. RefSeq lists its product as uncharacterized. Lineage: Eukaryota; Heterolobosea; Eutetramitea; Acrasida; Naegleriidae. The record is from RefSeq and is a predicted model, not a curated record. Gene Ontology annotation, molecular function: ATP binding. The transcript has a single exon. Bases 1 to 3570 code for a protein of 1189 amino acids.